This is a messenger RNA of Carya illinoinensis, 1565 nucleotides long. Its product is annotated as GABA transporter 1-like. Lineage: Eukaryota; Viridiplantae; Streptophyta; Magnoliopsida; Fagales; Juglandaceae. Gene Ontology annotation, cellular component: plasma membrane. The coding region runs from base 146 to 1531 and encodes 461 amino acids. The transcript is spliced from 7 exons. The record is from RefSeq and is a predicted model, not a curated record.
GUGUAUAUAGGGGCUUGGAAGUUAGAACAACCAGUGACUGUACGAGCACUGAAAAGAGGUCGAGGGGAGAUAGGAUCCAUCAAAUAUUCGGCCAUUAUUGUUUUCAAUCACCUCGCUUGCUGUGGGAGAGGAAAGGAAAGUGAUCAUGGCAGCUUUGAGUCCAAACUCCACCGUUAAGGCAACCACAGUUGUCAAGGAAAGUGAAGUUCUUGACCCUCCAAAACAGCUCGAUGCUGGAGCUUUGUUCGUCCUCAAAUCCAGAGGCUCAUGGCUGCACUGUGGAUAUCAUUUGUCCACAUCCAUUGUGGCUCCAUCGCUUCUGAGUCUUCCCUAUGCGCUGGCCUUGUUAGGCUGGGUUGCAGGAGUUCUGUGCCUCAUCCUUCUAGGUUUGGUGACUUUCUAUUCCUAUAAUCUUCUAUCUAUGGUUUUGGAUCACCAUGCACAACUCGGUCAGCGCCAGCUUCGGUUUCGGGAUGUGGCUAGAGAUAUUCUAGGACCGAGAUGGGGCAAAUAUGCGGUAGGCCCACUUCAAAUUGGGAUAUGCUAUGCCGCAGUUAUUGCUGGUGCUCUUCUAGGAGGACAGAGCCUCAAGUUCAUUUACUUGCUCUCAGUUCCAAACGGGACAAUGAAACUUUACCAAUUUAUCAUCAUUUUUGGAGUCUUGCUGCUGAUCUUGGCCCAAAUUCCAUCCUUCCACUCCCUGAGGCAUAUCAAUCUUGUCUCCCUUACCCUUUGUCUUGCUUACAGCGCUGGCGUUACAGUCGGUUCUGUAUACAUCGGAUACUCCAAGAAUGGUGAUACCAGGGACUAUUCUGUGAAUGGCUCUGCAGAAAAUCGUGUUUUUGGGGCAGUUAAUGCUGUCUCAAUCAUUGCUACCACAUAUGCCUGUGGAAUUAUCCCUGAAAUACAGGCAACUAUAGCUCCUCCAGUGCAGGGGAAGAUGUUCAAAGGUUUAUGCGUUUGUUACGCUGUUAUAGCCUCGACUUUUUUCAGCGUUGCAAUCUCUGGGUAUUGGGCAUUCGGCAAUCACGCUCUGGAGAGUAGUACAAUUAUUUCAAAUUUAAUGGGCAAGGAAAAGCCUUUGCUGCCAACUUGGUUUCUCUUGAUCAUCAAUGUUUUCACUCUUCUGCAAACAGCAGCCGUCACGGUGGUUUACUUGCAACCAACAAAUGAAGUACUUGAGAAAAAGUUUGCAGACCCGAAAAUGGACCAAUUCUCCAUUCGUAACGUUGUGCCAAGGAUUAUUCUCCGGUCCUUAUCAGUGAUCGUAGCAACAGCUUUUGCGGCAAUGCUGCCUUUCUUCGGAGACAUCAUGGCUAUUAUGGGGGCAUUUGGAUUCAUUCCUCUGGAUUUUAUUUUCCCAAUGGUUGUAUACAAUGUGACUUUCAAGCCCUCAAAGCGAGGCCUGGUUUUCUGGGGGAACACAUUGAUAGCGGUAGUUUCAGGAGUGUUAUCUGCAAUAGGUGCAAUAGCAUCAGUUCGACAAACAGUUCUUGAUGCCAAAGAAUAUCGUUUGUUUGCUAACAUAUGAUUAUUGAGUAUAUGAAGUAGAACAAAUGCUAGAA